This is a messenger RNA of Punica granatum (pomegranate), 3152 nucleotides long. NCBI's taxonomy places the organism in Eukaryota, Viridiplantae, Streptophyta, Magnoliopsida, Myrtales, Lythraceae. The record is from RefSeq and is a predicted model, not a curated record.
CUCUGCAGUAACCGUUCUUUAAUUAACCUAACGAUCAUUGUCAAAUAGUUUAUCAGUUAUCCAAUUUCCGUUUCUCUCUGCCAACCGUCCCAAUUGCAUUCCCAAAUAGGAAACUGAAAAUCACAUAGAAAAACGCAUAGAGUGAGAGAAAAAUUGCCCCCAGAAAAGGAAAAACCAAAAAAAAAAGGAAAAAAAAAAGAAACUUUCUUCGACAACUUGUUUUUCUAUUUUCCUUUGGUUUCCACUGCUUGGAUUCGGCUCCUGUCGGAUUAUCAACAGAGGCAGAUCGAAUAUAUUCUCCCUAUUUUCUGUUUUGAUGAGCACAGGAGAACAUUUUCCCAUGUUCUUUUGUUCUCGUUCCCCUGUUUCCUCUGUUUCCUUGCCCCCAAGCUCCCUUGAUCUUCUGAUCCUCAACCAGCUGCCUAGCUAUGAAACCAUCCAAUUCCGAUACCCAUCUCUUGUUUUGCCUUGCUAUUGUAUUGCUAAUCCUUGAACAAAACUUUGUUCGUGUACUCGGGGCAACCUCGGAGCCUAACUCCACAUCGUAUGUAGUCACCUGCGGCUCCAAGACGAAAGGGACUGAUGCCAACAAACGGACCUGGCUCCCCGAUGCCAAGUUCCUUGCCUCUGCCCGUUUGAAUUCGGUUUCGGCCGUGGCGCAGUCACAGGACCCAUCGCUGCCAUCCGCGGUCCCUUACAUGUCCGCCCGGAUCUUCACGGCUGAAUCCUCGUAUCAGUUCCAGGUCUCCUCGAAAUCCCGCCUAUGGCUUCGCCUCCACUUCUACCCAUCAACUUACAGCGAUCUCGACCCAACAGAAUCUCACUUUGCAGUCGCCGCCAACGAGCUCACCCUCCUCCGAAACUUUAGCGCUUCGAUCACGGCCCUGGCUCUCACCCAAGCGUAUAUUAUACGGGAAUUCUCACUCGCCCCGAUUGCAUCCGGGACCCUCAAGAUCACCUUCAUGCCUACUUCGGCUCACAGUUACGCGUUCGUGAAUGGCAUUGAGGUGAUUUCAAUGCCUGACCUGUUUCAGACAGAGCCCGAGAUGGUUGGGUUCAAGGACCAGUCCGUUGAUCUCAUGACCUCGUCGCUGCAAACAAUGUUCCGCCUCAAUGUCGGGGGACAGUACAUUCCAUCAACGGAUGAUUCGGGGCUUACCAGGAUUUGGUAUGAUGACACACCUUACUUGUUCGGGGCUGCAAUUGGGGUCACUUCUCAAGCUGACAAGAAUGUCACGAUUCGGUACUCUAAGGAUGUUCCUGAAUAUAUCGCGCCUCUCGAUGUGUACAGCACGGCAAGGACGAUGGGGCCUGACCCGGAAGUUGCUCAGAACUCCAAUCUGUCUUGGGUGUUCCCCAUUGAUGCUAACUUCACAUAUGUAGUUAGGUUCCAUUUUUGCGAGUACUUGCGGGAUAAGAUCAAUCAAAGGGUGUUCGAUAUUUUCGUAAACAAUCAAACAGCUCAGGCAUCGGCCGAUGUGAUUGCAUGGUCCGGAUCGCAGGGAGUGCCUGUGUACAAGGACUAUGCAACUUAUGCUAGUGAUGGAGCUGGGGACGAUUCAUUGUGGGUGGCACUGCACCCGAGUGUGUCGAUGAAACCCGAAUACUACGAUUCAAUCCUCAACGGGCUGGAGAUCUUUAAGGUUAACGACACGGGCGGGAAUUUGGCAGGCCCCAACCCCGUCCCAUCGCCUAUGCUUGUAAAGGCAGAGGCUAACGCUGCAAAGAAUUUCUCUCCUUCGAGUUCCUCCAAGCAGGGCCCAGUAGUCGGUGGGGUGGUGGGAGCCUUUGCAGGUUUCGUGGUAGUUGUCGCGGUUUUCUUUGUCAUCCGCCGCAAGAAAAGUAGAGGGUCGAGAAGUGGGACGGCGGACUCACGCGUCGGUAAUUGGUUGCCGCUCUAUGGGAGUUCCUACACCACGACGAGCACGAGCAAAUCAACAAGCUCAGGCAAGAGCAACGCUAGCAGCCACCUCUCAUCCCUGGCAGGGAGCCUGUGCCGGCAUUUCUCACUAUCGGAGAUCAGGCACGCAACGAAGGACUUCGAUGAGUCACAGGUGAUUGGGGUGGGAGGGUUUGGCAAGGUCUUCAAGGGUGUCAUUGAUGGGGGUUCGACCAAGGUGGCUAUCAAGAGGUCGAACCCUUCGUCCGAGCAGGGCAUCAACGAGUUCCAGACGGAGAUCGAGAUGCUCUCGAAAUUGAGGCACAAGCACUUGGUGUCCUUGAUUGGCUUUUGUGAGGAGAAUGAUGAGAUGAUUUUGGUUUAUGAUUAUAUGGGGAAUGGCACAUUGAGGGAGCACCUCUAUAAGAGCAACAAUGCUCCCUUGCCGUGGAAGCAAAGGCUAGAGAUUUGCAUUGGAGCCGCUAGAGGGCUUCACUACCUUCACACCGGGGCGAAGCACACGAUUAUCCAUCGGGACGUGAAGACCACGAACAUCUUGCUGGACGAGAAGUGGGUGGCGAAGGUCUCCGACUUUGGGCUAUCCAAGACCGGCCCGAACCUAAACCAGACCCAUGUGAGCACCAUCGUGAAGGGCAGUUUCGGUUACCUGGAUCCAGAAUACUUUAGGCGCCAACAACUGACAGAGAAAUCCGACGUGUACUCAUUCGGGGUUGUCCUCUUUGAGGUCCUCUGUGCGAGGCCCGCUCUCAACCCCAGCCUGCCGAAGGAGCAGGUCAGCCUGGCCGACUGGGCCCGACUCUGCCACAAGAAGGGAACCCUAGAGGAGAUCAUUGACCUGCACCUCCGGGGCCAGAUUAGUCCGGAAUGCUUCAAGAAGUUCACCGAGACAGCUGAGAAGUGCCUGAGCGACCAUGGCUACGACCGGCCCUCAAUGGGGGACGUGCUCUGGAACCUUGAGUUUGCCCUCAAGCUGGAUGACAACCCCGACGGGGUGAGGCUGGCAGUGGAGAAUAAAGCGAGCAACGACCGUUACAUGCACAUGUCGACGAUAAACAUCAAUGAGGAUAGUAGCACAGUGAGCGUGGAAGAGCCUGACGACGAUGAACACCCGCCGGUGUUUUCACAAAUAGUGAAUCCUACUGGGAGAUGAGAUACUGAGCAUAGCUUUUACUCUUUGAGGGCUUUUUGUCAUAUAUGUAAUUAUGUUUUUUGCUUAGAAUAUCCUUUCGGGGCGAUAGAGAUAGAGGCUAGA